CGCGGAUCGGCCGCGAGCCGGCGAGGCCACCCCCCCCACCCCGGGCACCGCCGCUAUGGCUGGGCCCGGCCUCUGGACGAGCAUCAAGUCCCUGCUGCGGAGGAGCGAGGACCCCUUGUUCCUGAACGACUCCAGUGCCUUUGACUUCUCGGACGAGGUGGGGGACGAGGACUUCCCCCGGUUUAACAAGCUGCGCGUGGUGGUGUCGGACGACGCCUCGGAGGCGGCCCCGGAGACGCCGGUGAACGGGACGCCCCUGGGCCUGCCCUCCGACGACGAGUCCCUGCUGGACCGGGACAUCGCCCUGCGCAGCGCCCGGGCCGGCCGGCCGGACCCCUGCAGCAGCUGCAGCAGCCGGCGGGAGCGCUCCAAGCAGAGGAAGGUGAAGAAGCGGCUGACGCUCGCUGCCCUCCUCUACCUCCUCUUCAUGACGGGGGAGCUCAUAGGUGGAUAUGUUGCUAACAGUCUAGCAAUUAUGACAGAUGCACUUCAUAUGUUAACUGACCUUAGCGGUAUUAUUUUGACCCUGCUUGCUCUCUGGCUGUCUGCAAAAUCUCCCACAAAGAGGUUCACUUUUGGAUUUCAUCGUUUAGAAGUAUUGUCAGCCAUCAUCAGUGUAUUGCUGGUCUAUAUCCUUAUGGCAUUCCUCUUGUAUGAAGCUGUUCAAAGAACUAUCCAUAUGGACUAUGAAAUAAAUGGCGAUAUCAUGCUGAUUACAGCAGCGGUUGGUGUUGCAGUUAACUUAAUAAUGGGUUUUUUGCUGAAUCAAUCUGGCCACCUUCACUCCCACUCCCAUUCCCACCCUCACUCUCACGUACCUCAGUCGAACUCUCCUAACACAGCCCACAGCAGUAGCCAUGGACACAGCAGCCUUGCCGUGAGAGCAGCAUUUGUACAUGCCCUUGGGGACCUGGUACAAAGUAUUGGUGUGCUCGUAGCUGCAUAUAUCAUACGCUUUAAGCCAGAAUACAAGAUUGCUGAUCCUAUAUGUACAUACGUAUUCUCCAUACUGGUGGUUUUGACAACAGUUCGAAUUCUGUGUGACACAGGAGUUAUUAUUCUGGAAGGAGUUCCAAGGCAUUUAAAUGUGGAUCGCAUUAAGGAAGACUUGAUGAAAAUUGAAGAUGUUUAUUCUAUAGAAGAUUUAAAUGUUUGGUCUCUCACUGCAGGAAAAACAACUGCCAUAGUCCACUUGCAACUAGUUCCUGGUAGUUCAUCUAAAUGGGAGGAAGUUCAGUCCAAGGCCCGACACCUGCUGCUGAACACAUUUGGAAUGUACAAGUGCUCUGUCCAGCUUCAGAGUUACAAACAGGAAACGAGCAAAACCUGCGCAAGUUGUCAGAGUUCCAGUGCCUAAUUUCAUAUGUUUUGGGAACUGCUGCCUUAUUCUUUAUCUUGUAGUCAAAGACUGAGAGCAAUAAAUGCAAAAUUAAAAUGAUCAAAUAGAAAUCAUUAAUAUGUGGAUUUGUACCAUGUAACAUGCAGCAGGGAGAACUGGUGCUGCAAAAAGUGCAGUGGUUGCCCUACAGAACAUGCAUUUCACUCUAUCCCUUGUACUGGUUUAUCCAAUUUAUUAUGAUUUUGAGACAAAGCUGUUUUCAGAUUAUUGUUUACAAACUGCAACGUGGCUCUGCAGAUACCUCACAAAUUACAGUCCAUAUUGUCCUUCAAUAAUAUGUACCACAAAGUACCUGCACUCCAAAUGGAGCAUCAAGUAUUCAGUAUUUCAAUUAAAGUCUCUAAUGUUGAUCAUGCCAGGGUUCCAUAAUAUAUCAUGAUCCCUGAAUUCAUUAUACAGUAUUUUUGCAAUAGUAAUUUUCAUACAGUAUCUUAAACCAUAAUGCAUACAGUACUAGUUGAAUUCUUUUGGAAACUGUCUCUUUGGAGACACUGCAAAAUACAGAAUUCACUAUACCCAGACCAGAAAGUUAGCUUUAAUCUGGGCACUCAGAGAUCCAGACAGGAAGAUCCUUGCCCAGACUUCUGGUAUUUAACUGGAGACCUGACACUGGACCCAAAGUGUUUUAAGUGAUCAGUUAUCUUUAAUGUAUUUUAGAAUAGGGUUUAUACAUUAGAAACAGGUUAUUUAUUUUACAAAGUUUUGACUUGCAAGAUGAAUUUAUUAUUAAUAAUAUCUUGAAUGUCAACAUUUGAUUCACAUUAAAAGGCCAGUUGAUUAGCACGCAUUCUAAUUAUAAUUAAUAAAUGUCCUGUAAUUGAUCAUUUUUCCAUGAUUGUUUUGUUUUAAAAGAAAAGUCAAAUGAUAGAAACUAUGCUUGAUGUGGAGAUACUCCCAAACACAAUCUACAGACAUGUAAAAUACAUGCAUCUAACAGGAAAGAGUUUUAGAUAUGUACUAUUCCCUCAGUCACAGAUCUCUGACCUUUUUUCAUCUUUGCUUUGAGCACAGGAUGGCAGUAUCCCGACAGGAAUGCCUCUGCAAUAGCAGUCCCCACUACUUGGCUUUAUGAAUAAAGCAAAAUCCAAGCAAGCUCAGUAACCUAAUGGUGCUGGACAACAAUAUCAUAAUAUUGUUUUCGACAAUAAUAUAAUGACCUACAGAGGUAGAAAGGCCUUUUCUUAUUCAUAGAGAGAUGAGGCAAUUUGAAAAGACUAUUUAUUCAUCCGGACACCUUGAAGUUCACAAAACUGAAUUGCUUAGUCUCAUGGUGGAAUCCCUGUACUUUGAAUGUACAUGGGAUGAUAAAACCUGACACUGAGCUAUUAUCAAGCUCCAAUUUACACCUGCUUCUGAAGUAAUUUCCAUUGAAGAAGCUAAGCGCAACAAGAAUAUGACCUGCAGAGUUCAGAAGAUGGGAAGAACUUGGCUUCAAAUAUUUUUUGCUUAUUCUGUACUUUGAUCUUUAUGCAGAACUUCCACUGACAUCAAAAGUAGUUCUCUAUGUGGAUCAGAAAGGAAAAUUUUUGCCCAGUAAUGGAUAUUGUGAUACUCAGCUGUGAAUACUUAAGCUAUUGCCUGUUUUGAAACUUGCUAGGGUUUCACAUAUUCAUCAGGCUCGUUUAUACCUGCAAUUGGUUGUAACAAUCUUGGCUUCUUUUCUCCCCUUUUUUGAGGUAGGGGUCACAUGAUGAGUUUUUAUUGGUGAAAACUGACAGUACAGUAUUAAUUUGGACAAAGUACACAUAACACUGGAUUAUGUUUAUGUCUGUUCUGGUAAGAAGUGGGAACACUUCAGUACAGCAUGGGAGCACAUACAGCUCAGAGGCAAAGUAGCACUGUACUUGGGAAGUUAAUGCUUCAAUACAAACACUAUCAUUAAUUAAGUCAUAUCACAGUUCAUGAAAAAUGUGCAUCCUGUCCUUACAAACUUACUGGAAAAAAAUACCACAAACAAACAACAGGUAUUUUGCACAUACUAAUACUCAAAUAGGUUUUAAUUAAAUUGGGGUUUACAAUUGAUGUAAUUAGAAGUUGAAGUACAGUAGACAUGUAUUGUAUUUGGAGUUUUUUAAUAAUUUACUACACAUUUGUUUAAUUGAAGAAAAAAGCAGAAGUGUGUUGCUUUAUUGUGGGUUUUAUUAAAUCAAUUAUUAAACUUCACAUUGCUGUCUUACAUUUAUUUGUAUUGCUAUCUCUUGUCAUUAUCUUUGAUUCUUACAGCAGCUGUUUUUUGAAAUGUCUGAACACUCAAGCUUAACUCAGUUUGGAGAUGCUAUAUAUAGAAUGAAUUAUGUCUCCCUCUUCAGUCAGAAGAAUUUAAGUCUUGUUAUUUCCCAAGCAAUAAUUGCACUUUAGAAAAUAUAAGCUGACAAAGUAUGGUGAAGGAUCAGCCAUAAAGCGACUGGCAAAACAUUCUUGAAACCCUACAUUAACCCUUGAGGGGCCCUUGUUAUCAAGGUCUAUAGACUGGAAGGAGUUCAGAGAAAAAGCAACAGAAGUUGAAAUGAGAAUAAAGAAUAAAAGAGUCAGUGCUCAGGGAGGCUCUGAAGCAUACAUUCCCUGUAUUAAGGUCUAACUAAACUCACAUGGAAAUGUAUAUCUGUGUGGCCUACCUCUAAUCCUUUUCUUAUUCUUUUUGAAUUAUUCAGGGCACAGGUUGUCUGGCACUGCUAAGUUUAAUCUAAGAAUCCAGUAUUCUUCUGAAUCUGCUAUUAAUCAGCAUCAAAAGGAAUACGCAUAUUUUCACUUAUAAUACUCCAAGUGAUGGAAUAAAUGAGCACAACAGAACUAUAAAAAUAACCAAGUAGAAAUAAUCAGUACACUUACUUACUUAUAAGGCUAGAGAAAUACUCAGAAAAUAACAUUGAUUUGCAAACAAACUACCAGGAAUUUAUGAUCUAAUACACAGUAACAGUACUCUGGAAGCGUAAGUGACUAUAAAAGAAGUUAUUUUUAUAGACAUUGCAAGGUCAUUUUCAGUACCAGCUUAGAGGAGAGGGGCCUUAGUAUAAAUAAGAAUAAGGUCUAAUGUCUUUCCAAGCAGCUCUCCAGCACAUCCAGAUUAUUUUACAUGGCAAAGAUCAUCUACACUCUUACACCAUUCUUUUCCUUCUACAAAAUCCUCUGCUUGAAAUGAAAAUGCAUUUACUUAAUGGGAUUUCUCUCUAACCAAGAGACUUGUAAGAUUGGAGCAGGUUUCCACAAGUAGUAUCCCUGCUUUCCACAGCAGUGCUGCAAUGCUCUUGCUGACUGAACAGCUGAAAUCCUGUGAAAAUUCUGCCACCUCUAACAGUCUACAUUGGGAAGAGAUUUUUCCUUUCUUAAUCUCUGAUUGUCACCCAUCCUUUUCUAAAGCAUAGAUACAGCUUUGAUGACAACCUACUCCUAUGAGUCAAUGAAGCAUUUUUAUAUCGAGUAGACUGCAAACCCUCACAUCCCACUCUUCUAUUCUGAAAUGUUCUUAUCCUAAGAAGAAAAUUAACAGAAACCCAUCUUGUUUCUUAAUGUUUUCCUUGCUUAAUUCUGUGGGGUUUUUUGUUUGGGUGGUUUUUGUUUUUGUUUUUUUUUAAACUGUGUUGACAUUUAGUCUCUUCAAUACCAGCAGCAUUUCUUUCUACACCAGCAGAAUUACCAUUUAAAAUGUCAUACCUGAAUCUCAUCUUCAAUUACUUUACUACUGUACGUAUCUGCUAUUUCUUGCAGAAUCACUCCCAACUGGCAGAAUGACUAAGAAAAGCAGUAGGCUAGCAUUUAAAAGUAGUUUUCUGACAUAAAAUAAAAAAACCCCAUAAGACACCCACCAACUAAUGAGCGGUAAGUCUUUUGUUCAGGUAUUUGGCAGAAUCUCAUGACAACACUGUGGUGAUGCUGCCUAGAGCAGGGCUGUUAAGUAUUAUUUCUCUCUACAGAUACAAGAAUUUCAUAAAUGAAGAUAGGUUGUUGGGUAAUUAGAUAUGAUAUGUACUGCAGCAGCUUCCUAGACUUCAAUAAGCUAGUCCAUUGCCAGAGAAGUUCCCUUGAGUUUUCAAGGGGAGGGGACAAUUCACUGUAAAUACCCAGCUCAUUUCCCUCUAUCCAUCCAAAACUGCAUCGCCAAGCUCUUUUUUCUUUCUGGUUGCUCCAAGCACAUUCGGUUGUUACAGGAGUUAGCACACCUAGCUCAAAUGUCAUGUUGCAUCAGCACUUCGCAUUAUGCCACCACUCUCUGCUUCUCUCACCUCAUUUUCUUGCGAUACUCUACCCUCUCCACAGUUUCACUAAUAAUGUCCAGCUUGCACCCUGUGCACCUGCUGUUUACGUGGUCACUAGGAGCUUCUCAUGCAGCACGGGGUGUGAAACACCCCCAAACAACUUGUAAGGCCUGUUCUAUUCAAAUACAUGCUUGCCCAAAGUCCGUUUCCUCUUUGAUCUCUAGAUGAAAAAAAACUUCUAGCCAUCAAGUUGCUAACUCACAAGGAAGACCUAAUCUGAAAGCCUCUAGAUUCACUUUCUACCUUAAAAAAAAUAAAACAAAUGUCCUUCAUCUUCCACACCCUUAAUCCCCUUUCCAGCUUCACCUCAUCUUCCCCUUCUUUGUAACACAUCAUGCCGGGCACUAAUAGAUACUCUCUGUGCUCUGGAGCUAGCAAAUCCCCUUCUGUUCUACUCUUCUCAUUCCAUUUUCCAUGGCUGAAUGCUCUGGGAAGGACCAUACAUGCUCUUUCGUUCUGUGAAACACCUGACACAACUUUGGAAGCUGCUAGAAUAAAUACUUACCUUUUCUAUUUGCUGCUAUCCAGCUACCACAGCAAUCUGCUCUUAUAAUGCACACAUACCUGCCUUCUAUGUUUACAGCUGUAAAAUAAUGACAUCCAAAUCAAUAUUUUUGCUCUUCUAUCUCUAUUUUCCUUUUCUCCAUCGUGUUCUGCUUUUUUGUCUCAGUAUCACACAGUUUCAAAAUGACUAGCGCUAAAUGUACGGGAUAAAAUAACUUAAUUGCUUUUAUUACAGUUAUGAAGCAUUUACACCUUUUAUGGCAUCAAUUUCUGUAGGAAAAAAGUAUUUCAUAAACACAAGCAUAAUUUUAUCUAUAUGAUGACAGCUUUAUGAUUUCCUUACUAUUAUACCCGGUGAAAAGAUAAGUUGUUUUUCUGAUUGUGACUAGCCAGUACAUGAGUGUACAUAAAACCAGUUAAUGCUAUCUGUCCAGAGCGUGUUUCACAUUAAACUCAGUACUGAUAUAUACAGGGAUUUUUUAUUAAGCUGAUGAAUACAUAAAAGCAGCCAGAUGCCAAGCAGACAAGAAAUAUGCUUUUGUCUCAGGUGCAUUAAAAGCACCCAAGUCCCUGCACUCUUCCUAUUUCUUUUUCCCCAAAACACAAACACAGAAAUUAUCUAAUAAAUGCCUAAAUAAAUUGAUGAGAUGUAAAUGUAAAAAAUAGCUAUUUAAUUCUAGUAACUGGCCUUUUGAAUUACAAUAGAUUUUUUGCAAAAAACACCAUAAACAAACAUUUUCAUAGUUAAGAUGAUGCUACAUAUUUGAACCUAGCAUACAAUUACUCUUGAUUUUUUUUAUAGAUUUCAUGUGUUCCCUCUUUCCAAGCCCACUGUAAGAACAAGUCUGACACAAAACUACAAAUACUCUCCCCUCUGAACUGUCAGCCUUCAAGGCCUUUCCCGAGUUUACCAGGAGAUGGUGCACUAGUCCCAGCUUUAAUAAACAGAGCUGUGUACUGAAUAUAACUAUUCAAACUUCUACUUUUCAAAGGAAUAUACUUUGUUGCAAAUUUAAAAAAAGUCUUAUUAGUAAGUAAAAAAAAGUCUUAAUUUUUCCUAAGGAUAACACACGGAAUUUAACUUUAUCAUGGAUGCAAUAAGGAAAAGCACAAACCUAGCACAUAUUUGCUAAUCAAUUACUGGGAAGGGCUUAAGAUACUUCUUAAAGGCCUAUACAGGUAAAUAUCAUGGAAUACAACGUGCAAAUGCCUCCCUCCAGUUCCAAGUAUGUAAUAAAAAAAUUGUAUGAGUGGAAAUUAGUUGUAGCUAUGGGUAUCUGAAAUGCAAUUAGAACAAAUUAUAUUCAUUAAUGUAAACAAUAUAAGUUAUCAUGCAAGCCCUUUGUUUCUAUGAAAAUAAGUAUUGCUUCUUUGGGGCGCUGAAUUCAUGUUUCCAGGACAACAGAUACUUCCAUCUGAAACUGUCUGCUUUUUUAUAAAGGAUCUGAUGACACUUCCAAUCAGAAACAUACACAGAGGGAAGCAAUUUUGUUUCAAAAUAGGCAGAUACAAUUAUAAAUGUAGAAUAUCAUUGUGUUUACACACUGCUGCAAUUGCAAGUAUAAUGUUGCCUUUUGAUCUAGUUGAACAGGCUUCACAGAGAGAAAAUACAGAUGGCAGAGGCUGAAAAACUCAGAACCACAACUUCCUUCCAGUAAGUCUUCUUUCAUUUCUUCAAGCUAUUAAGCAAUUCUGUAUUUUCUACUUCUGCAGAAGACACACACCUCCAAUUGGAAACGGAAAUUGCCCAACCAAUUACAGACACUGGUUUCUUUCUGCUUAGAUAUUUGCUUUAAACGUAACUUAGAUGGAACAAAUUAUGAUGGUUUUCAGGCAGCCUAGCUGCUUGGACUUGCCACAGAGCAAAGGUCAAGUCGUAUCAUAGGAAAUUUAAAAGAAAGUAUUUCUUUGCAUACCAAAAAGUUAAAGGGCCAUGUGCAGUGAUCUGUAAAUGAAGAUAUGUUUUAGAUACACUCACUUGUGGAUAGCUAUGCAGGAUAUCACAUUAAAUUAGAUCUAUUAACUGUCUUUGUAAAGCAGCAAUGAAAGCAGAAUAUUAUUCUUCCACACUUGGACUUACUACAUCUGAAGGUGCUCUGGAGGAAUGAUUGAGGGAAGAGGUAAUCCCUGAUUUUAGCUAUCAGAGAUAGAAAGAAACAGCUCACAGAGCAGGAGUAAUAACAAAAUUAAAUCCUACUAAUAGGCCCACCAACUGCUAUGGCUAAGUAAGAGUAUUCAUACUGCAGUUUGGUUGUGGUGGUUUUUCUUGAUACUUUGUUGAUGCUACAAGGUGUGUUUGUGUACAAAAGAGGAAGGAGGAAAGAAAACAGAUAAAGACAGAUCAUGUGGGUACUGGAGCAACUGAAAAACAUUAGACUCCAUUACAUUACCAUGCAGCCAACUAUGGAGCAUACUUAUAUUUCUGGAUCAAAUUGUGGUGGUCACAAAUGAAGUCAGUACCAAUUUCUUUUAUAGAUUGCAGCAUUAGUUGAUCUGUUGUGCAGUUCAACUAGGAUGUCUGAUGUUAGUCAUUUUUCUCUUAAGCAAGGUACGUUUUACCCAUCUAGCCCACACCACACACAUACAUUACUGAUGCUAAGAAAAAAAAAAAAAAAAAUAAUUGGAGCGUUACCCCCAUCUCCCUUCUUUGUUGGGUUGCCAUAUUUUUAUCUCCUUAGUGAAGAAGAAAAAAGCCCAAUAGGUAAAGAAGUUCUCUUAGCUUUUGACUUUCGUAACUCUGAUUACACAUUUCUUCAACAAAUGCUCAUCUCUAGCUGCAGUAAUACCUUUGUGCUUUAGUGUUUGUUAUUGAGGAAUGUACAUUACAUGUGUGGUACAGCCAAACAGACAACUGUGAGGAUUUCUAAAAACAGAUAGGAAGGUCAAACGCUUUGGUUCUUUAUUGAGUGAAUCAAUCUAUGACUUAGACGGCAAUUUUGUUUAUUUAAAGCACUCACCCACAGAGGAUAUAUACAUUUGUCCUUUACACCUAUCAAAAAGUUAUACGCUCAACACACACCGCAAACAGAAACUUCCAUGUAUCACCCUGUUCUGCAUACUACAACAGCUUCCUCUUUGAACUAAUACACAUAGAGGAACUUGAGCAAAGACAUGCCUGAUCCUUAAAUGUUUUUAUUUCUCUUAAGGAGAGAAUUUUCAAAAAACACAUACUAGUACAUAUACAUCAACCACUAGAAGUUUUGUUAUAUUAAUUCCAUGCCCCCCUGAAAUCAGUAUAAAAACAUUCCCAUAACUUCAAACUAAUUUUAUUUUACAUCUACUUUGCACAACAUGGUAUUGUAAUAUUAAAAUUAUGGCUAAGAGUUUGGCAAUGAGGUAAUGAACAGGACUGCAAGUCAUCAUGACUGGGAUUUUGCUGUGUAUUUCUGCUUUUGGGAGUAAGGUGGAUACCGCAGUCUAAGCCAAACUCUGUUUUCUGACCAUAGCAGGUUUCAUUCAAAGCACUUCACAAGAGGAAAAAUAAAAGACAGUAAAGGCAGCAUAAUGCUAAUGUAUCAUUUAAUAACGCUGACAGCAUUGGCAGCAUAAUGCUAACAGUAAUUUUAAAAAAUAUUCAGGCUUUACUGAAUUAGAAAGUCAUACAGCAGGAGGGAGAGAUGCAUCAUUAAAUGAAACAUUCUUAACAGCUUUAAUAGAAAAACUGUUUUCCCUUUGUUUUGAUAUAGUGAAUCAGUGAUUUAUUACAAGUAGAUGACUUUGCUUUUCUUUGGCAAACUGAUAAGAUUUUCCUGUUACUACUGGGGAUUACAACUAUCUGGAUUUUCUGCAUUUACUUCCUUGUUCGUGCAGUAGCAGCAAGUCUGGUAAAGGAUGGUGUUAUUAGUUACUUGCCUACUGCAAAUACAUUUAUUUCAAUUAAAGAAAUGCCAACAGGAAAUCAAGAAUGAGAAAGUUUUCCUAAAGUUGAAAGCUUAAACAUAUUUAUUUACACUUAAGAAAUUUUUCAAAUUUGUGUGGCUUUCUGACCUCUCAGCUAAUCUGUUUGUAUCCACAGCUACCCCCAUUUGCCCUCUAUACAUCACACAAUGUAAUAUUGUGUUGAAAUAAACUGCAUCUGUUAAUGCAUCAUGUUGACCCUACAUGAAUUUUGCAAUUAAAAAUCCACAUAUUCUACAAUACUGAAACAGGAAGACAAAGAACUUCAGCUUUUCACAAACACUGUGCUGUUAACAAUCUGUGUAACAAUCUAGUGGGGUGAUAAGGUGGGCAUUCCUCACUUACACUCACAACGUGCAUCAGUCCUUUCCAAAGAUGAAAUACAGUUCUGUGCAAAAGGCCAAUGAAGCACUCGAGCCCGCAGUCACUAGCAGUCCACUUCUGGUCUACCAGAACAGAUUGGUCUCAUGCCAAAUACCAAACAAAAGAGUAAAAUGAUAAAAAGUAGCUUGAAAACCAAAGAGUCCUGGAGAACAGCUGUAACCAUAAAGUGGAAUGGCAGGCAGCUCUGCCUUGUGACUGCAUCAUUUAAUACAUGUUCCUUUACGCAAUGCCGACUGGAUUGCUACAGAGCUCUGGUCCCCGCAGUCUAUUUUUGGUGCUGUAUCCUAUUGACUUUUCCUCCUGAGUCUGUAGAUCCUCAGUUUGCCACCAUCUGGUAACAACAGUGCCUGUGCAGAAUUCCCACUCACUUCAGCAGGGAAUUCUGCUUAAAAAAAAAAAAAUCAAUUGCUGUGAAAAAGUCCCAAGUUUAAGAGCUAUCAUCUCCUGGCCCUGCUUCAGCAACACUUGGGGUCAGUGAAGUCAGCAAGUCUGGCUGACUGAGAGCUAAGUGAGUUUGAACUUAAAGAAAUUACAUUUUCCAAUUU
Molecule: messenger RNA, 10982 nt
Organism: Haliaeetus leucocephalus (bald eagle)
Lineage: Eukaryota; Metazoa; Chordata; Aves; Accipitriformes; Accipitridae
Gene: SLC30A4
Product: solute carrier family 30 (zinc transporter), member 4
Exons: 7
Coding region: 56-1357 (433 amino acids)
Biological process (GO): zinc ion transmembrane transport; response to zinc ion
Cellular component (GO): plasma membrane
Molecular function (GO): zinc ion transmembrane transporter activity
Source: RefSeq, a predicted model, not a curated record